CAGGAUAUUUGAUCGAAACAAGAAAAACCGAAGACAAUUAUAGUCUUCGUGAUAUGUCACCUGCCUCUUACCGAAUUCUUCACUUAUUUGUUCAUGCGAUUAUUGGUAUAUUGGCACCAUCACAAAUUGUUACCAAAUUUAUUAACAGUCAAACAAAUACAGAUGUAAAUAUUAUCGACAACGCUAUUUCAUAUUGUCAGCGACACGUCUGUAAUGACUGGACAGCUCUGAAAAAUAUUCUUGCGUGUGGAGACGAACAGUUAGCACUAACAUGUCAUUUCAUACUUUCGCGAAUGAAGCAGUCACCACUACAAGGAGUUGCAACGAAACUUAAAACUUCCGCUGAGCGAGAAGCUUGGGAGAAAAACUUCAGCACACAGUAUGUAUCACCCCUUGUCAAAAAUGUCAUUGGAUCUGCAGCAGAGUUUCGUAAGUUAAUAGAAACGAAAUCCGCAAGUGUUCAAAUCAAAAUGGAAUCAGAAAUUAAUGAAAUAAUGAAAGUCGACGAUGGUUACCGCAGAGCGAAUUUACCUCGAAUAUGGCGUCAAAUUGGAAUUCCCAACAUGGAUAGCUUCCGUGCAUAUUACUUGAACAAUCCUGAACACGUUAGACUAUUCCCGUUCUUGGAAAUUUUUUUAAAACAUGAAAAUUAUUUAAGUUUGGUUCAAUUUAUUUUUCCAAUUGUGAAAUUUGUUCAACUUUUAUCAUCAAGUCUCUCCUAUCGCUUGGAAAGGAAGAAAGCGCGUCAAAUGACUUUCAAAGAACUUUUAUCCAAGGAGUGUGACGAUCUCAACUCUGAUGGAUCUCGACGUUUAAUGAACGAGGCAUUUAAAGAAUUUUCUCAGGCAUGGAACAAGUUAAUUCCUUAUGUCAACAGAUAUAAAUGUCAGGACUUGGACAAACCACCAAAAAUGACGGAGAAUCUUUCUGUUGUUUACGGAUUAGUCGAACCGGUCAAUGAAUCAAUAUAUAUUUGUGCCAUCCUAGACUUUUUGGUUCAAAUACAGAACAAAUUCCUAAAGGAUGUUAUUGAAAUUCCUUCUGGUAAAUGCCAAUCUCUUAAAUUUUUGGAACAUCAUUUGGAUUCACAGGUUAUAUACCAUCUCAAAUCGAUAAAAUUAGAGACUGCGAAAACUAGACAUAUUGUCACAUACAAAGGCAUAACCGAAAUUUUCAAGUACAGUCAAUUUGAUCUAAGAAUAUGUCAUGGGCAAGAAAUUACUUAUGAUCUAUUUAAGAUUGAACUGGAACUUGCUCAUUCAUUAGUGUUUGAGAAGGCGCUCCUUGAACCUAAUGAACAAGAUCUGUACUUGGAACGAUUCUCAUAUCAUAAAGAAUUAUUCCAGGGUUCUAUGACUAUAUUGAGUGAAAUUAAAAAGUUUGUUGUCCAGGAAAGUAUUCAUGAAGAAAAGAAAUCACAAUUUAUUGAAAUGACAAAUCCUAAAGAAUUAUUGUCUAUAUUGGAAAUGAUUAUUUGCUUUUUGAAACGAACAUCUGGAGGGGAUCGUGAAAUACUGAUAAUCGAUUACGUGAAAAAAUGGAUGAAGCUCAUGGUUCUAAAAGAAGAUAAUGCAAGUUACGUUUUAUUAACAAGAUCAUGUUUGCAACUUAAACACAUAGUGGCACUAUAUGAAUUAGUUGAAGAACAUGUAGCAGAUGUAAUCGCAGCCUGUAUUCAUUCAAAAUACAAAGCAAAUAUGAGUUAUACAAUUGAAGAAGAAAUUAAAAAGGCUGUUAGUUUUGAUGACCAGCAGGAAAUCGAAAAUAGUAGUAGUAACAAUAAUGAGAAAAUUCCGGCAGAAGCAUUUGCAACUGCACUGAAGAGAUUCAUUUUAAGACACUUGUCUGUAGGUGAUAGUAUUAUUGAAACAGAUUCUCUUUCGGCUUAUCUUGUGCAAUAUGAAGCACUUGAGUGUUGGCCUGAUUCGGUUCAGAAAAGAACCAUCAAAUCCAAGUUCCCAAGAUCUCUAUUGAUUUCUCAUACUUUUGAGGCUUACACUUUUGUUAAGAGCGAACUUGAGAAACUCCAGUCUAAAAAACGACGUCAGGCAGAAGAACAAGAAGCUCUACGCAAAAAUUCUAAAACGAAAGGUAAAAAGAAAAAGAAAAGCGAAUUUAAUGACUUGUAG
Acaulospora morrowiae is the source of this 2129-nucleotide messenger RNA. NCBI's taxonomy places the organism in Eukaryota, Fungi, Glomeromycota, Glomeromycetes, Diversisporales, Acaulosporaceae. The record is from the annotation of a GenBank genome assembly.